AUGCUGAAAAAGUUGCAGGCGCGAGAUCCACCGCUUGAUAUUGAUAAGUACUUCGACACCCCUCCAAUCACAGUCACAGACAUAACCGACCAGAACUGGCUCUGUAAUUGGUGGAAGAUGCACAAGGACGAGUAUCCGCGGAUGGCAGCAGCAGCCACGGACUAUCUAGCGAUUCCUGCUUCCGAAGUUGGUGUUGAGAGAGUGCACAGCGAGGGAUGUGCUAGGCAUCCGGAGAUAUUCUUUGAAAGGGGAUACUUCAAGAAUGCUGAUGUUGUUUCGCGAUGGGUAUAA
Molecule: messenger RNA, 291 nt
Organism: Penicillium antarcticum
Lineage: Eukaryota; Fungi; Ascomycota; Eurotiomycetes; Eurotiales; Aspergillaceae
Exons: 1
Coding region: 1-291 (96 amino acids)
Molecular function (GO): protein dimerization activity
Source: RefSeq, a predicted model, not a curated record